Messenger RNA from Nannospalax galili (Upper Galilee mountains blind mole rat), 2855 nucleotides. It is a transcript of the gene Serinc1, whose product is annotated as serine incorporator 1. Gene Ontology annotation, cellular component: membrane. The transcript is spliced from 10 exons. The record is from RefSeq and is a predicted model, not a curated record. NCBI's taxonomy places the organism in Eukaryota, Metazoa, Chordata, Mammalia, Rodentia, Spalacidae. Bases 139 to 1500 code for a protein of 453 amino acids.
GGAGGAAGUGACGUGAGGCUGAGGGGCGGGAGCGCUCUGCGCCGGAAGUGUCAGUCAAAUAGUAAAUAAGCCCGGAAGAGCAAGGAAGAGGCUCUCUCCAUUUUGUCGGUGCUGCUGCGUUCUCGGAGCUGCGGGGCGAUGGGGAGCGUGCUGGGGCUGUGCUCCGUGGCGAGCUGGAUCCCAUGUUUGUGUGGCAGUGCCCCAUGCUUGCUGUGCCGAUGCUGUCCUAGUGGAAACAACUCCACCGUGACUAGAUUGAUCUAUGCACUUUUCUUGCUUGUUGGAGUAUGCGUAGCUUGUAUAAUGUUGAUACCAGGAAUGGAAGAACAACUGAAUAAGAUUCCUGGAUUUUGUGAGAAUGAGAAAGGUGUUGUUCCCUGUAACAUUCUGGUUGGCUAUAAAGCUGUGUAUCGUUUGUGCUUUGGCUUGGCUAUGUUCUAUCUUCUCCUCUCUUUACUAAUGAUCAAAGUGAAAAGCAGCAGUGAUCCUAGAGCUGCAGUACACAAUGGAUUUUGGUUCUUUAAAUUUGCUGCAGCAAUUGCAAUUAUUAUUGGAGCAUUCUUCAUUCCAGAAGGAACUUUUACAACUGUGUGGUUUUAUGUGGGCAUGGCAGGUGCCUUCUGUUUCAUCCUCAUACAGCUAGUCCUGCUCAUUGAUUUUGCCCAUUCUUGGAACGAAUCUUGGGUUGAAAAAAUGGAAGAGGGGAACUCAAGAUGUUGGUAUGCAGCCUUAUUGUCAGCUACAGCUCUGAAUUAUCUCCUGUCUUUAGUUGCCAUCGUCUUGUUCUUUGUCUACUAUACUCACCCAGCCAAUUGUUCAGAAAAUAAGGCGUUCAUCAGUGUCAACAUGCUUCUCUGCAUCGGUGCUUCUAUCAUGUCCAUACUGCCGAAAAUCCAAGAAUCACAACCAAGAUCUGGCUUAUUACAGUCUUCAGUAAUUACAGUCUACACAAUGUAUUUGACAUGGUCUGCUAUGACCAAUGAACCAGAAACAACUUGCAACCCAAGUUUACUAAGCAUAAUUGGCUUCAAUACCACAAGCACCAUCCCAAAGGAAGGGCAGUCUGUCCAGUGGUGGCAUGCUCAAGGAAUCAUAGGACUCAUCUUCUUCUUAUUGUGUGUGUUUUAUUCAAGCAUCCGUACCUCAAACAAUAGUCAGGUUAAUAAACUGACUUUAACAAGUGAUGAGUCAACAUUAAUAGAAGAUGGUGGAGCCAGAAGUGAUGGAUCACUGGAGGAUGGUGAUGAUGUGCACCGGGCUGUAGAUAAUGAAAGGGAUGGUGUCACUUAUAGUUAUUCCUUCUUUCACUUCAUGCUUUUCCUGGCUUCACUUUAUAUCAUGAUGACCCUUACCAACUGGUACAGGUAUGAGCCUUCUCAUGAGAUGAAAAGCCAGUGGACAGCAGUCUGGGUGAAAAUCUCUUCUAGUUGGCUUGGCAUCGUUCUGUAUGUUUGGACACUGGUGGCACCACUUGUUCUCACAAAUCGUGAUUUUGAUUGAAUAGAUCCUCUGCCAUGAAAGCUGCACUUCAGUCACUGUUUGAAAUCAACAGUAUUCCCAACUUUUGUAAAGUUGUAUAUGUGUGUGCUCUUACAUAACUUCUCCAGUGUUUCUCUGGCAUGAAUUAGAUUUACUCCUUGCCAUUUUAUUCAUGUUCUUGCUAAGUGCAUUGAAUUAGAGUUGCAAAGGGAGAAUUUCAAAUAUGGUAGCAAAUUAGGAAAAGUGGACAUUGGUAGGCAUUAUUUUCUAUGUUCAUGUGAAAUUAAAAGUGAAAAAAAUGUUUGUCAGUUUGGUUACAAACUUGUGUUAGACCUUAUGCUACUUUAGAAACAUAAAAAUAAAUGUAUGGCUGCCUUUAGAAAUACUUGAUGUGUUGCCUUACAGAGGACUGCAAAGAAAAUGGCUAUUCUAGAUUGCAUAAAUCUCAAGCUAGUUGUCUAAAAAAUGCAGGUCACCUCAACUUGGUCAAAAUUUUCCCUUAAUAGAUAGGGAAUGUCCCAUGAUCACAGAAAGUCAUUGGUGAUGGGUAUUAUAUUGAAUACUCAAUGAGAUCAUGAUCUUUCUCUGUACAAAGCAUGGCUUUCACCAACAAAAUGAACUGUUUUGGUCUUUGUGAACUGAUGUGCAAUUAAUGAAUUUCAAAGGGAUGUUAGCAACUCAAAGAUUUAGACAAGGUUUCAAAAAGGAUAAUUAUGUGUUAAAAGAUGUUGAAACUAAAAGUUUGCAAAUAAAAAAUGAGAAACUUCUGAUAGGUCAGGAGGAAACUACAAAGUAGCAGGCUGUUUGUUUUUGGGUAGGUACUUAAAAAUCUAGUUCAGAUCUCAUUUCAAAAAUGGACUGAAGCAAAAUCUUAAAUAGCACCAAUAGCUAAUUAGUGGCAAAGUAAGGAAAUUCUAAGUCUACCCAAAAUAGCCAGCAUUCUGACAUUAAAAUAAUUUGUAUUCAAAAUACUUAACUUUAUAAAUCAUUAAUGGUGAAUAAUUUAUGUAGUAUGUAUUGCUGCUGUCCAGCAUGCUUCUUAUCUGACACUAAGACCAGGGGGAUAAUAGACUGUUGUAGAAUAGACUCACGCUUACAUUGUACUACAUGUUUAAACUGCUUUUGUAUUUAUUGUUAUAUAACUGCUAUAUGAUUAUAACCAAUAACCAUUCAACCUGAAAGUCAGUAUGCCAAUUUAGAUAGAAAAACUGUGUGAAUUAGUGUAGUGAAGCUUUUAAUAAUCUGUAUUUACUUAAUACUGUGUAAAUGGAAUAUAACAAUUCAUCUGAAUUUCCCAACCUAUUCUGUGUGUUGAUAUUGUGUUCCACAAUUUUGAAUGCCGAUGUUCCAUCUUAAAUAAAUGAAUUCAGAGAAAA